AGCGGGGGAGCUGGCGAGGGGAGGGCCGAGGGAGGGGAGAGGACCGAAGAAGGAGCUCCAGCGAACGUGGGGCAGCGAGGCUGGCCCCGAGACAGUCCCUGCUACCGGGAAGGCACUGGAGGGGAAAGGCGCGGGGACGCGCCAUGGCCCGGUCCUGCUGGCGGCGGCCCCUCCACCGCCUCCUCCAGCUUCUCGGGCUGUGCGUCCUGCUCUCCCCGCUACAGUUGACUUUUCAAAUCAGUCCUCGGUGCAACAGUGAGAAGCAUUACGAGCACUUUGGACGCUGCUGCACCAAAUGUGAUCCAGGAAAAUAUAUGUCUGCAAAAUGCACUGCCACCUCUGAAAGCAUAUGUUUACCUUGUGGCCCAGAUGAAUACUUACAUACCUGGAAUGAAGAAGAUAAGUGUUUACUACAUAAAGUUUGUGAUAGAGGAAAAGGUCUGAAAGUAGUUCAUCCGGGCAAUCAAACCUUCCCACGACAGUGUGCCUGUAUCCCUGGGUACCAUUGGAGUGAAGACUUUGAGAUCUGUCAGCGCAAUGGAAAAUGUGACCCAGGCUUUGAAGCCGAAAAUCCUUUACAGCCAAACAAGGAUCCAGGGUGUAAACCCUGCCUCAUGGGCUACUUCUCUGAUGCUUUUUCUUCCAAGUGUAAAUCCUGGACCAAUUGCACCAAUCUUGGAAUGGUAGAAAAAACUCCUGGGACUGAUAAGUCAGAUGUGGUUUGUGAUCCUUUGCCACCUGAAAAACCAGAACAUGAUAUUGAUAAUUUUCAUCAUUCUAUUAUAUUCAAUUUAAAGCCUUCUUGUUCUUUGUUAGCAGUAUGAGUUACAAAAUGGAUCAUUUCAAUUACAUUUAAAAGAAGACAGAAGCUAACAGCUGAUCUGUGGCUCUGGAUCAAUGACAGAUGCAGCAUCUUGAGACGAAAUAAGGAAUCGUCUGGUGAUAAUUUCAUCAAUACACACAUGUCAACAAAUAGUGCUAGCCAGGCUUAUGAAGACACUUUAUUACUGACCAAGGAAGAAAAGAUAUUAUCUGAAGACUCAUGUUAUCCACAGGGACACACGUGUGGGGAAGCAGAUCCAUGUAAAGUGGAAGAUAUUGCCAUGCUGUCUUUGGUCAAUGAGACUGAGGAAGAUAACUUUAGACAGAUACCCACAGAAGAUGAAUAUGUGGACCGAGCUCCUCAUGGUUCUGAUUGUUUAUUGUUGUUGAGUCGGCCUGGAAGCAAACCAGCUUCUCCUUUCUCAGAGCCCUUGGAGAUUGGAGAGAACGACAGCUUAAGCCAGUGUUUCACUGGUACUGACAGCACAAUGGAUUCAGAGAGCUCCUAUUGCACUAAAUCCUCCUACAGGACUGACUCCAUCCAUAUUUCCUCUGACCCGUACUUGCAGAAAUCUUUCCACUACAAUGACAGUAACCUUGUUAAGGAGGUGGAGAGCAGUGACAGGAAUCACUGGGCAGCCAACUUUGACUUCACAAAUGGCUCUGGGGGCUGCAAGGAGCCUCUCAGGAAGUACACUGAAGCUUCUGAGAAGAAACAUGACCACAUCAUAUCAUCCUUUGAGAAUGGACCUUUCCCACAGUGCACCUGUAGCUUAGACCUUCCUCCAGAAAGUCAGAAUAUUCUGACAAGUGAUGCUGAGGGUGAAGACUUGUCCUUGGAUGGAACUGAAGUGAAGUUCCCUAGCACAAAAAGAGGCAGUUCUGGGUCAGGUGGUACCUCCAGCGACUCACCUCUUGCAUCUGGAAAUGUGACUGGAAACAGUAACUCUACAUUUAUUUCAAGUGGACAAGUAAUGAAUUUCAAGGGAGAUAUCAUUGUAGUCUACGUUAGUCAAAACUCCCAGGAGGGCCCCACCAUCCCAGGAACUGCCGGGGAAAAUGUUGGCAGCCCAGUGCAGGAGGAGAACCUGAAUCGCUGUGAUACUUUUGCAGGGAAUGAUCUCAAUUUCAAAGAGAAAUGUGCUGAGGGCUCCCUGGGGAGCUUUUCUGAGGGAAAAGUGCAAAACUGCUUAAGAGACCAUACACGAAGGUCAGGGCCAAGGAUUCAAGAGGAAACCCACCAUGGCCCUGAUAGAGAGAGUGACCAGAACACAGCUUCUCAACCUGUGCAAGAAGAAGGAAGACCCAAAUCCCGUUCCCUGAAAGCCUGGCAGUGAUGAGAAUUUACCAUUGCCUCCGUCUCUUCCCAAAGGUGCCAGCCCCAGUGGGAACUCAGACAGACAUUCCCCUUCUCUGGGUCUCAUUUGCUGCAUCUGUAGAGGGAGGAGUUCAUACUAGGUGAUCUCCAAGGUUCCAUGAUUCUAAUCAUUCUCCCUAUUUACCCCAUAAAUAUAAUAUAAUAAUCAUAGACCAAGAAUGUCAAAUUCAAAUCUACAAACAGUUUUUAUCUUUGGAAAAUACUAGCACACUGAGCAAAUGCUAAUUCACAAGUAGGACCAAAAUUAGGAAUGUUGGAGAUGGACAAUAGGUAGCACUUGACUCACCCAUGACCCAUAGAUCUAUGGGUUUUCCCCCUGAAAAUCCUUUUAUAAUUUGAUAGUUUGCUAUUUGGCUCAUUCCUAAUCUGUAUCCUCUGUACUCUUUUGAUCUUUUCUCUUUUAUUUAAAAAUCUAUGGCACUUUUUCU
This is a messenger RNA of Sarcophilus harrisii (Tasmanian devil), 2628 nucleotides long. RefSeq names its product TNF receptor superfamily member 11a (gene TNFRSF11A). The record is from RefSeq and is a predicted model, not a curated record. Gene Ontology annotation, cellular component: external side of plasma membrane. Lineage: Eukaryota; Metazoa; Chordata; Mammalia; Dasyuromorphia; Dasyuridae. The transcript is spliced from 11 exons. Gene Ontology annotation, biological process: response to interleukin-1; mammary gland alveolus development; multinuclear osteoclast differentiation. Gene Ontology annotation, molecular function: tumor necrosis factor receptor activity; cytokine binding.